AUGGAUGAGAGUGAUCAAAAAAGUGAAGACUUUGAGGAUAUCAGUCAAGAUGAAGAAGAACCAAGUGAGGCUAAUGAAGAGACUGAUGAUGAAUUUGAACCGUCACAAGAAGUCAAAACAACACCCAAAAAGAGAACAAAGACAAUUCCCAUAGUAACAAUAACUGGAAGAUUCGCUAAAUAA
Molecule: messenger RNA, 183 nt
Organism: Heterostelium album PN500
Lineage: Eukaryota; Evosea; Eumycetozoa; Acytosteliales; Acytosteliaceae
Exons: 3
Coding region: 1-183 (60 amino acids)
Source: RefSeq, a predicted model, not a curated record